AUGUCUUCAAAAAGAGGAAAACAAAAGGAAACGGUGGAAGAAGAUUUUGAGGCUUUUGUACGCCAUCAGUUGAAUUCAAUAAGUGACGACCUGAAAGAAAUGAAAGGAACUCAAGUCAAGAUUCAAAGAGACAUUGAAUAUCUUCAGAGUCAAAUCAAGAAAAAUGAAAGCUCGAUUUCAAAACUGAAAGAAUCUUUGGAUACAAAGCUGGAGGUAUUAACAGGACAACUGCAUGAAGCUAACACAAGAAUCGACCAAAUCGAGGACGAUAUCACCAAGUAUGCAAAAGAGAUCGAUGACACCUAGGAGAGAUUGUUGUCCCUGGAGAGAUAUUCUAGAGACUACAAUUUUACAAUAUCCCAGAAUCAACAGGCAAAGCUCCGUGAUAUCAUAGAAAAUGAUCUCCAAUUGCAAUCAAACAUCAAAAACGCCCACAGGAUCGGGCCCUUCAAGAAUGAUGGCACUCCCAAACCAAUUUUGGCUAAGUUUUUGUACCGUCUGGAACGGUUUAAAGUUAUCAAAAAGAAGAGGGAUCUACGUGAUGGGGUAUCUGGUGUUUUCGCUAACGAGUGAUUUCGCCAACGUCACGUUCGCCAACGUCUUAGGUCGCUUCGCCAAAGCGAAAAGUCACUUCGCCAACGUCCUACUGGUCACUUCGCCAAUGUAUUAGUUUGCUCUAAAUAAAAAUUUACCAUUUCUUCUUCUUGCUUCUGUGUGUUAUUUACUUGACUGAGCUGACUUGAUUUCCCCGUUCGAACUUAGUUUCCUUCCGUUAUUUUGUUCGGACUUAGUUUCCUUCUCUUGUACGCGCAACUUAAAACACAGUGGGCCCACAUAAAUGCACGGCACGCCACGCGUGAUAGAACCUUCCAAGCAGGGAAGAGCGCCCAUUACAUGCAUUAAUAUGCAAAUUGUUUGGAAGUCAGCCAAGCGAAACUAGCAUUAACUUAAAAAUGUUCUGACCCAAGUAUCAGCAUUACAUCCGAAGCAUCAGUAAGCACCCUUUUUACUAAGUUAUUACUAGAUAUUUGGCGUUGGCGAAGUGACCAAAGACGUUGGCGAACGUGACGUUGGCGAAAUCACCGCAAUUCGCGUGAUGGUGUGCGCGUUUCGGACGAUUUGAUAUGGGACCGUCAAAAGAAGAAAUAAUUGAGGUCUGUUAUGAAAGAAGCAUUUGAAGCUGGGAAAAGACCAAGAUUUCAUAAUGGCAAGCUUUAUAUCGACGGUGAGCUACAUCAGGCUUGAGAUGUUUGAACAGUAUACACAUUUGUUUAUGUGUAAGUCCCAUCUUAAUGCCUACAUAGCUUUAUAAUUAACAUUUAUCUUAAUUGUUUAUUUAAAUUUUGCCAAGCUAAAAUAUUAUGCAAAUGUCCCAAGAGUCCUCUGACCCUGAUUUAAAUUUACAAUUGCUAAAUGAUCAUGGGAUUUACGCAAUCGAAGAAAUUAAUGAGUUGUCUCGUACUGUCAAACCUCAAUACUCUGUUAUUCACUUAAAUACAAGAAGCUUAAAACAACAUUUCGAACAAACGUGCAAUCUUCUGGAUUCGAUUUCAUGCAAGUUUGAUUUUAUCGAUUGCUCCGAGACAUGGUUCACCUCUGAAACUGAUUGUACCUGUUUUCAAAUCCCAGGUUACACUUUACGCAAUGAAAAUCGUACCUUCUCGACAAGUGGCGGUGUUGCUUUGUAC
Molecule: messenger RNA, 1688 nt
Organism: Pocillopora meandrina
Lineage: Eukaryota; Metazoa; Cnidaria; Anthozoa; Scleractinia; Pocilloporidae
Source: the annotation of a GenBank genome assembly